Messenger RNA from Neopelma chrysocephalum (saffron-crested tyrant-manakin), 2159 nucleotides. RefSeq names its product pyridoxal phosphatase (gene PDXP). Gene Ontology annotation, cellular component: cytoplasm. The record is from RefSeq and is a predicted model, not a curated record. Lineage: Eukaryota; Metazoa; Chordata; Aves; Passeriformes; Pipridae. The coding region runs from base 32 to 934 and encodes 300 amino acids. Gene Ontology annotation, molecular function: pyridoxal phosphatase activity. The transcript has 2 exons.
GCGGGCGGAGGGCGGCGGCGGCAGCGGCAGCAUGGCGAGCUGCCGGCGGCUGAGCGGCGCGGGGCUGCGCGAGGUGCUGGGCCCGGCCCAGGGGCUGCUCUUCGACUGCGACGGCGUCCUGUGGGCGGGCGAGCGCGCCGUGCCCGGCGCCCCCGAGCUGCUGGAGCGCCUGCGGCGCAGCGGCAAGGCCGCCCUGUUUGUCAGCAACAACAGCCGCCGCUCGGUGGCCGAGCUGGAGCGGCGCUUCAGCCGCCUCGGCUUCCGCGGCGUGCGCGCCGAGCACGUCUUCAGCUCCGCGCUCUGCUCCGCGCUCUUCCUCCGCCAGCGCCUCCUGGGCGGCGGCGGGAACGGCAGCGGGGCCGGGCGCGUCUUCGUGCUGGGCGGCGAGGGGCUGCGCGGCGAGGUGCGCGACGCGGGGCUGCGCCUGGCGGGCGAGGGCGAACCGGCACCCGGCGAGCCGGUGCGCGCCGUCCUGGUGGGCUACGACGACCAGUUCACCUUCGCCAAGCUGGCACAGGCCUGCAGCUACCUGCGCGACCCGCAGUGCCUGCUGGUGGCCACCGACCCCGACCCCUGGCACCCGCUCAGCGACGGCCAGCGCACCCCUGGGACUGGCAGCCUCACAGCCGCGGUGGAAACUGCUUCGGGCCGCAAGGCGCUGGUGGUGGGGAAGCCCAACACGUACAUGUUCGAUUGCAUUGUGGAGCGUUUCGGCGUCGACCCGUCCCGCACCCUCAUGGUGGGAGACCGUCUGGAGACAGAUAUCCUCUUCGGCAAGAACUGCGGGCUUGCCACCAUUCUCACCCUGACAGGUGUUUCCCGCCUGGAAGAGGCGCAGGCCUACAUGGCCAGCGACAGCGCCGCUGCCAAGGAUCUGGUGCCCAAUUACUAUGUGGACAGUAUUGCAGACUUGAUACCAGGCCUGGAUGAGUAGCAGUCUGUAUGUGUGAGGGCAGAGGGAUCAGGUUCCCCAUCCCAGAUCUCCAUCUGUUCCUACUUCUCUCUCACUGCCCUAUUCCCUCAAUUCUGGGUUUCUUCACAUUCCAGCAUCCUUCUUUGGGGGCAGAUGGGAGCAGGGUUGGCAGGAGGAGACAGGCUUUGAGUUGCCUCCUUUCUGCUGAGAGCUAUCCAUGAUGGACAGAGUCCUCUUCUCCUUCGUUGCCAGCUACCAGCAUCACUGAGAGAGAUCUGGAGGUCUUGAGGCUGACAGGGGGGUCAAAUCAGUGUGCCUGUGUGGCCUCUCCCCCUGCAGGAGUUAGGGACUGGCUGUCUUAGUAUUAUCUUUCCCUUAUCUUAGUAUUAUUUUUCCCUUGGAUAACCAGUGUUGGCCUUUCACUGCUGUCCUAUGGCUCAUAACUCUUGACUUCUGAGCUGCAUCCCUGCGGUCCUUUUGGUAACCUUGCCGGGGGGGGGGUUAUCACCCACCUGGUCUCCAUCAGUGCUAGGGCAUGUGGAAGGAGUGUGCCAGAGCUUUGGAGCGAUGAACAAGAGCAUCUCUGCCUCCCACAAGUGAAAGAGAGCAUUGCCUUAUCUCUUUUCUCCCCCCAUUCCUUAGAGAUGUUUCCCCCACUACUGCCCUGACGCAACUCGGUUAAUAACUGUGCCAGUGUCUAUCUGAAGGACGGAAGAGACUGGUUUGAGGGGUUUUUGUGCCAAACAGACAAGCUGUGACUGCGCACAGUGGGUCUGCGUUUGUACCUUGUUUUCAAGUACCCUUUCUGAAGGGGCUUGUGAAGGAGAGAGGGCUCCUAGAUCAUGACAGCACAGUACUAGUGAACUGUAUGACUCCCUAGUUCCCCCUCCUCAGUUGGAUUUUUUCAUAGUACAGUGAGAGAAAAGGGCUGAUGGGGGUCCAUGCCCCAGCUGCUGGUGUGCAGGUGAGAUGGUGAUGGUGUUGUCACUGCUGUGAAUGUGUCACAGUCCUCAAAAUCAUUCCUUGCUGCUUUGUCUUUCUACGUUUUUUUAAUUUCUUGAUUUAAUUUAUUCAAACUUAUUUAUUGUUCAAAUAUUGUAUUAUUUGUAUAAAGUAUGCUGAUUGGUUGCACCAAGGGGACAGGAGGCAGUGCCUUUGGGCCUCCCAUACUGUCCAUGUCCCAUGUUGAUGUUCUUACACUCACCGUGUCUCUGUAUAUAAUAAAGUGUGAGCGUAGGCUGGAAAU